GAACACACGGGAGACUCAUAAGCAAGAAUUUUUCUUCAUUUCUUUAUUUUUUAUUAGAAAAAUUAUUCUAAUUAAAAAAAGAAAGAAAGAAAAGAAAAAAAAAAACAAUAAGCUCAGCUUGACAGCCUCGGUCUCAAGCAUCUCCCUUCCAUAAAAUCAGCACACUCUCCAAGAAGAAGAAGACUUCCACUUCCAGUUACCCUCUGCUACUCCAAUUCCCCGAAAAUCCCAAGUCUCUCAGUCGACCUUUCUCAUUACUGUUAAGAAGCAGUAAAUCAUCAACAACUUGGCUGGUCUUUUCCUCUCGUCCGUCUUCUAGAAGAAAGAUAAGAAGAAGAAGAGGAUAAGCUUUUGCGAAAAUGGACGAAAUGUAUGGCCUCCAACCGACGACGGCGACGGCGACGGCGACGGAGUACUCCGACAAGGCGCUGAUGUCGCCGGAGAAUCUGAUCCUUCCGUCGGAGUACCAGGCGCUGCUCUCCUCGUCGGCGUUCCGCGAUCGCCUUCCGUUUUUCGGAUCCGACGAGUUCCUCUCCGCCGCCUCCGCCAUCUCCGAAGCCGCUUCCAUAACUCCCGAUUUCCAACGCGAAGAAGACGUCUCCAGACUCAUCAAGGCCAAAAUCGCCUCUCACCCUACCUAUCCUCGCCUCCUCCAAGCCUACAUCGAUUGCCAAAAGGUUGGUGCGCCUCCGGAGAUAGCGAGUUUUUUGGACGAAAUCCGCAGAAAAAACGAGCUUUAUAAGCGCGAGUCUUCUAUAAUCUCCACGUGCUUAGGAGCCGAUCCCGAGCUUGACGAGUUUAUGGAAACCUACUGUGACAUGUUGGUGAAGUAUAAAUCGGAUCUCGCGAGGCCUUUUGAUGAAGCGACCACUUUCCUGAAGAAGAUCGAAACCCAACUGAGCAAUCUCUGCACCAGUGCCACCAAUACCAGAGGCCUUUCCGACGACGGUGCUGUAUCGUCGGAGGAGGAGUUUAGUGGUGGAGAGGUAGAGGGACAAGAGCCGCAACUGAGAGUCGAAGAUCGAGACCUCAAAGAUAGACUUUUACGUAGGUUUGGCGGCCAUAUAAGUACCUUAAAGCUUGAGUUCUCUAAGAAGAAAAAGAAAGGAAAGCUACCUAGAGAAGCAAGGCAAACCCUUCUUGAUUGGUGGAAUGUUCACUAUAAAUGGCCCUAUCCAACGGAAGCAGAUAAGAAUGCACUGGCUGAAACAACGGGAUUAGAUCAGAAGCAAAUUAACAAUUGGUUUAUAAACCAAAGAAAGCGCCAUUGGAAGCCGUCGGAGAACAUGCAAUUCUCGGUGAUGGAUAAUCUUUCAGGACAAUUUUACAGGGAUGACUGAGGUGAAUAUGCAAUGUACAUUCUCCAAAUCAUGUUGCUCCUGUUGACGACGAUAAAAACUAUUUAUUAAGAUAUAUAUGCUUAUAAUAUAUAUAUAUAUAUAUAUGCUAGCUUCAUGAUGUAUAUGCUGAAAUGCGCACUUUACUGACAUUGAAUUGCUUCUUUCCCGGAAAGAAAAAGGAGGGAGGCAAAUAAUUGUAAUUUUCUCUUGUGUAUAUUCCGGAAUUU
Molecule: messenger RNA, 1567 nt
Organism: Morus notabilis
Lineage: Eukaryota; Viridiplantae; Streptophyta; Magnoliopsida; Rosales; Moraceae
Product: homeobox protein knotted-1-like 6
Exons: 6
Coding region: 360-1340 (326 amino acids)
Biological process (GO): regulation of DNA-templated transcription
Cellular component (GO): nucleus
Molecular function (GO): DNA binding; DNA-binding transcription factor activity, RNA polymerase II-specific
Source: RefSeq, a predicted model, not a curated record